Molecule: messenger RNA, 2915 nt
Organism: Asterias rubens (European starfish)
Lineage: Eukaryota; Metazoa; Echinodermata; Asteroidea; Forcipulatida; Asteriidae
Product: leucine-rich repeat-containing protein 72-like
Exons: 7
Coding region: 43-897 (284 amino acids)
Source: RefSeq, a predicted model, not a curated record
CCUAAAGAGGGCGCUAUUGCAGGCCGGGCCGAUUGUCACAAAAUGUCGAUACAUAAAUUGGCCGUUUUUCAAGAUGAAAAGAGCAUUGGGAAUGCUGUUUCCGCCGACACGCUGGUUAAACUGGAGAUGGAGGCUAAUGGGAUGAGGAAAAAUCUUGAUGUGACGCAGCUUUUUCUUGCACACAAGAACCUUGAAACAGUUUGUAGUUUUGGAAGCUUCAAGCAUCUGAAUGAAUUGUGGUUGAAUGGCAACAGACUUCGACAUGUUACCUGUUUGAAAGACAACCUCAGAAUUUCUCAUCUCUUCCUACAGGAUAAUGAGUUAGUGAGCAUUAGUGGGACAAUUGGUCAUCUAAGCUGUCUCCAGGUUCUGAUGCUUCAUAACAACCAGCUCUCUAAACUAGAAGAGACUGUUAAUGAAAUGAAGAAGAUGCAAGCUCUACACACACUAAAUUUAUACCACAAUCCUGUUGCCCAAGAGUAUGACUAUCGUCUGUUUGUUAUCUUCAAUAUUCCAACACUCAAGUUGCUUGACAGAGAAGAGGUUCAUGGAUGCGAGACUAGUGAAGCUGAACGCCACUUUAAACCUGAUAAGAAACAAGCAAAAGAUAGUGUAGCAUUUGGAAGAAGAAGGUCUAAGUCUGCAGUCACAGAUGCAGUAGGGUCCAUGAAUGCUUCAAAAGCCAAAAUCCACACCACACUGGCAGGAGAUUCUAUCACUCAAAGCGACAUUGAAAAUUCUCAACAGCUAUCGGAUAUUAAAGGUGGAAGAAGGAGGUCAGCUAUGCAGUAUUCUCACUUUGACUGGUCCAAAGUUCCGCUGGCGCAAGAAAGAAGGACAAACAAAACAUUUGACACUUCAUCAAAGGCACAAAUUGUCACGGUACGAUUUAGAUGAGGGACAUUAGUACAGAAAAGUUUUUUUGUUGACCACAGAUAAUUAAACCUGAAAAACUCUGCUCUUGUUCAUUAUCGACCGCUGCAGUCCAUGAUUUUGUUUCCCUGCAAUAUUAAGCAAUUUAUGGCGAGGUUUUAUGCAUUUAUAGAAACAUUUGACUGAACAUUUUGAGUAGUUGAUGUUUGUAAAGAAAGCAAUUAUGAUCAGAUUGCCAAGGCUGAAACACAUGUUGCAGCAUCAAAUUAAGCUCACGAUGUUAUUUGAAACAUGUGUAGAUGUUGUGAUAAAACACAAUGUUUUGUGCAUGGUUGGUUUAAAUUUAUAUCAAGUUUUGGGUACUUAAAAGGUAUAAAUUUAACAAAAUAUAUUUUACUAAAGCAUUCUCACCCCCCGCCCCCCAAGAAUUUUUUUUGCAAUUUAACAUUUCCAAUAAUACAAAAUACAAUAGACAAUUUAUUCUAUUACAUUUUGGUAAAUUCUAAAGAUGUUUCUAAAGUACUGCAGCAGACACAUCAAGGCUUGUUUUCCAUGAGGAAUCUUAUAGGGAAUCUAAAGGAAUAUACAGUUGACUCCCGGUAUUACUAGCUCGCGUAUUACUAGGUUCUGGUUACAAGUUUUUUUGCCAGUCCCAAAAUGCCCCAUGCAUAUUUGAAUGCAUUAAAAUAUGGAUUAUAGGAGCACGGUUCAUGUAGUAGCGAGAACACAGUAAUUUGGGCGGCAUGUUACGAAUAAAACGUUGUUUAAAACCCUUUUAUGAAUGUGGCAACAGGCACUGAAAAGGAAAAGAGAUCGAACACUUUAUGGCUGCAUAGUAUGAAUGUGGCAACAGGCACUGAAAAGGAAAAGAGAUCAAACACUUUAUGGCUACAUAGUAUGAAUGUGGCAACAGGCACUGAAAAGGAAAAGAUAUCGAACACUUUGUGUCUGCAUAGUAUGAAUGUGGCAACAUGCACUGAAAAGGAAAAGAUAUCGAACACUUUAUGGCUGCAUAGUAUGAAUGUGGCAACAGGCACUGAAAAGGAAAAGAGAUCGAACACUUUGUGGCUGCAUAGUAUGAAUGUGGCAACAGGCACUGAAAAGGAAAAGAGAUCGAACACUUUGUGGCUGCAUAGUAUGAAUGUGGCAACAGGCACUGAAAAGGAAAAGAGAUCAAACACUUUAUGGCUGCAUAGUAUGAAUGUGGCAACAGGCACUGAAAAGGAAAAGAUAUCGAACACUUUGUGGCUGCAUAGUAUGAAUGUGGCAACAUGCACUGAAAAGGAAAAGAUAUCAAACACUUUAUGGCUGCAUAGUAUGCAUGUGGCAACAGGCACUGAAAAGGAAAAGAGAUCGAACACUUUGUGGCUGCAUAGUAUGAAUGUGGCAACAGGCACUGAAAAGGAAAAGAGAUCAAACACUUUAUGGCUGCAUAGUAUGAAUGUGGCAACAGGCACUGAAAAGGAAAAGAGAUCAAACACUUUGUUUUUCGAAACGAAACAAUUUACGAUAGGUUGGAUUGGAUAUUACUUUUCAAUGAAUUCAUGGUUUGUACACCUUUAGGCUGAGCCCGGUAAUUUUUUACGGACAUUAACAUGAUGAAAUCUUCUCUGAAUUGUUUGUAAAAUCACGAACAAGUGAGAUGUCUAGCUACAUAUACAAUUUAGGGAUCUUGUAACACUGCAAGCAAUUGCUGAAUAACACAAACAAAAGGUUGUUGUUACAUGUAUGUAUACAUAUUUAGGCAAUUGCUGAUCAAGGUGGCAUUUGAUUGCAAGAAACGAGCUUUUGCUUUUGCUUAAAAAUAAAAACUUUUCCUUGUUAGCCACUGCUGAUUUUUAUGUAUGAAGAUGUAAGCAAAAGCCUAAUAACAAUAAUUAGGUUUUGCCUAAACAUAUUGUUAUAUGAAUGUAAGAAACUGUUAAUAAAAAAAAUUAAACGAACAUUGAAUGAUGGCAGAUGAAUCCAGUAAGUUGCAUCUACAUUAAAAUGCAAGUUUAAUGUACAGUGUAAACAAAGUAUUAAAUUCAUAUUCAAAAAUA